Xylaria bambusicola is the source of this 1980-nucleotide messenger RNA. Its product is annotated as chaperonin Cpn60/TCP-1 family. Gene Ontology annotation, cellular component: chaperonin-containing T-complex. The record is from RefSeq and is a predicted model, not a curated record. The transcript is spliced from 4 exons. NCBI's taxonomy places the organism in Eukaryota, Fungi, Ascomycota, Sordariomycetes, Xylariales, Xylariaceae. Gene Ontology annotation, molecular function: ATP binding; ATP-dependent protein folding chaperone; ATP hydrolysis activity. Gene Ontology annotation, biological process: protein folding. Bases 171 to 1844 code for a protein of 557 amino acids.
UUUUUUGAAGCUUGAAAAGCUCCCCCCACCAUCACAUCAGAAAGUCAGCAAAUCGACAAGGAGUCCCAGUCCUCGAGGCCGAGUACCUGUUUAACACCUGUGACCACGACGGACUCACCUUGGUGACGAGUUAUAUCGAGUAGUCUGACAACCCUCCCGGCUUGGUCAAAAUGUCUUUCGGGGGUCAAACACCCACCAUCAUCGUCCUGAAAGAGGGCACCGAUACAUCGCAAGGAAAGGGACAGAUAAUAUCCAACAUAAGCGCGUGCCAGGCUGUGCAAGCUACAAUCAAGUCAACCCUCGGUCCCUAUGGCGGGGAUCUGUUGAUGAUUGACGAGAAUGGCCGCCAGACCAUCACAAACGACGGCGCCACUGUAAUGAAGCUUCUCGACAUCGUUCACCCCGCCGCCCGAAUCCUCGUCGACAUUGCUAGAUCACAGGAUGCAGAGGUUGGAGAUGGAACCACAUCGGUGGUCGUGCUAGCUGGAGAAAUCUUGAAAGAGAUCAAGGAACACGUCGAGCAAGGUGUUAGCUCACAAGUCAUUAUCAAGGGCCUGCGGAGAGCGUCAACGAUGGCUGUCAACAAGAUCAAGGAGAUUGCCGUAAGGACAGAUGAAUCGAACCAGCGAGAAACGCUCGGCAAGCUGGCUGGAACAGCGAUGACGAGCAAAUUAAUCAAGAGGAACACUGAAUUUUUCACCAAAAUGGUCGUCGACGCUGUGUUGUCAUUAGAUCAAGAUGACCUCAACGAAAAGCUCAUUGGCAUCAAGAAGAUACCCGGCGGCUCCCUGACGGAUUGCCUUUUCAUCAAUGGUGUUGCCUUUAAAAAGACUUUCUCCUACGCUGGUUUCGAACAACAGCCCAAAUCUUUUACAAAACCUAAAAUUCUAUGCUUAAACGUUGAACUCGAAUUGAAGGCAGAGAAAGACAAUGCUGAGGUCCGAGUUGAGCAAGUCUCGGAAUACCAGGCCAUUGUCGACGCUGAGUGGCAGAUUAUCUACAAGAAAUUAGAGGCCGCAUACAACACAGGAGCAAAGGUUGUGUUAUCUAAACUACCCAUUGGUGAUUUAGCGACUCAAUACUUCGCUGACCGUGAUGUCUUCUGUGCCGGCCGUGUUUCAUCAGAGGAUAUGGAGCGUGUAGUUCAGGCCACAGGCGCCACGGUUCAGUCAACAUGCUCAGAUAUCCUACCACACCAUCUUGGUCUGUGCGGAUCAUUCGAGGAACGACAGAUUGGCGGUGAACGUUUCAAUUUCUUUGAAGACUGUCCCGAGGCUAAGACUUGCACCCUCGUUCUUCGUGGCGGGGCUGAGCAGUUUAUUGCAGAAGUGGAACGAUCUCUCCAUGACGCAAUCAUGAUCGUAAAGCGUGCUGUUAAGAACCAUACGAUUGUGGGUGGCGGCGGUGCUUGCGAGAUGGAGGUAUCUGGGUAUCUACACCGCUUCGCGGAUAAAAACGUCCGCGAUAAGCAGCAGGGUGUUAUUAAGUCCUUUGCAAAGGCCCUCGAGGUCAUCCCACGUCAGCUGUGCGACAAUGCCGGCUUUGAUGCUACCGAUAUCUUAAACAAGCUGCGUGUAGAACACCGAAAAGGACGUACUUGGGCGGGUGUCGAUUUCACCAACGAAGGCGUUGCAGACAUGAUGGAGAAAUUUGUAUGGGAGCCGGCCCUCGUCAAGAUUAACGCCAUUCAGGCUGCUACCGAGGCUAGUUGUCUGAUUCUGGGCGUGGACGAGACAAUUCGGAACGAAGAGAGCGCCCAACCUCAGGCUCCAGGCAAGCCACUACCCCCUGGAGCUGCCCAAAGAGCUUUGAGAGGACGUGGACGGGGCAUGCCGCGCCGGUGAGCACAAUAAGAAGACUAGCUCGGGAAUCUGACAUAAUAAUGUCUUGUAUGAUAUCUAAAAAGGCUCGUCGGCUAGACUCACGUAUUGGCAAUUUUAGAUGACGUACAAAUCGUCUAAUGAAAGUACGAAACGGUAU